CACUUACUAGCAAAUUAUGCAAUUGCAGGUUUUUAUUCUGGACACAACGAAUGAAAAAGUAAAACAAACAGUGUUGACAAGUAGCAACAAACAACAUUCACAUUCACAACAACGCAAAAGUGGCAGAGAAAGCCUCCCACCUCCCACGUAGGCCAAUUAAGAACGGAACCGGAUAUAGUAUUAAUAUAAAAGAUAAUAAUAUAUAUCGAAAAUUAUAGGUGGCUUGCAUCGCGUCAUUUUAUACAUGAGAAUGAUAUAUUUCUCUACUUUAAAUUAGAAUUUUACAAAAAAUAUGAAAAUCUUAUACACUUAUACCCGAACACAACAGAUCAAAAACUGAUAAUUGCUCGAGUUGAAAGUAAACGAUUUAUGAGUGGUUCACGAAGUGAGGUACAGAAGGUACAAAAUACUGUGUUUGUCUGAACACUGGAUGUGCCGGUGUGCCCUGAGGAGCUUAAACUUUUGAACAUCUCUAACUAUAAGUUAGCUGCUUUCCAUAGUCGAAGUGAGUACCAGUGUUGUGGUGUGGCCAUUUUCAUUGAUGUGGAUAUGCAUGCCCUAUUUGCAUGACGUGUUGAUGUUACUACACAUUGCAUGGAUAAGGCUCAUGAAUUUGCCUGUGUUUCUUAUGAGCUUGCUAGACUGUAUAUUGUUCUGGUAUACCGCUCCCCAGCUGGGAAUUUUGAGAACUUCCUCCUUGCCCUUGAGAAACUUAUUGCUGAACUUACCAGGGUAAACCCAAGCUUUGAGGUUGUGAUCGGAGGUGACUUCAAUGUGGAUCUGCUGAAGGCUGAUAACAGGGCUAAAGAUUUUAUCAAUCUCCUUCGAUCCUUGGACAUGUAUCUGGCCAACUGGCGGCCCACUAGACUCGAUGCUUGCCUGGAUAAUGUGGCUUCAACCCUGAGGAUUGAUGACUGCAUUAGGUGCUCUCCCUUAAACCUUUUCCUCAGUGACCACCUGGCACUCGAAUGCACAGUUGAGGUGUCCAGUCUGGUGUCUGAGCCUGUGAGGCAUCAGCGGCAUGUUUGGGUGAGGCCCAUUAUACAGUGUGGACAGCAACGUUUCCUCCAGCUCCUGGAUAAUAUCAACUGGGACCUGCUGUUGGUUCACCCCUGUGCUGAGCUGAAUUUUACAUCAUUCUUCAAUGAGUUCCUAUGCAUCUUCAAUGGCUGUUUUCCUCUAAAGAGGAUCCUCCAGGGACAAAGUAAGAGGCAUGGAGUGGCCUGGGUCACAGAUGGACUGCUUGAUUUGCGUGACCUGAUGCUUGUGGCAUAUGAGAAAUUUCGAGCUGAUAGACUUCCAUCUUCGAGGAGAAUCUACUCUGGCCUGAAAAAGUCUUACCAGCAGGCAGUUAGGAUGGCCAGAUUGCAGUUCAACUCUGCACUUAUUGACCGGUCUCCCAAUAAGUGCAAGGCUGCCUGGAGUAUUAUCAGAGCAAGUACUGGUUCUUCAGUGCCAUCUACUAUUCCUGUUUCUGCGGAUGAUCUGCAUGACACCUGGACUGACUCGAUUCAUAGGAUCCGUGGGGGGAUCCAAGCUUCCUCCUCAGUGGCGGUGGACCUGCUGGCUGCCUCAGUUCGCCCUCCAGACUCUCAGCUCCUGACCUGGCGCCCUGUGACGUGUGAGGAUGUUCUAUGGAUUGUGACUAGCUUGAGCAAAUCUUCAAAGCAUUGUCCUGUAUGGCCUCACACUUUGGGGUGGAGCCGCAGAUGUUUCACGAGUGUUACUCAUUCAGAAGAGGGCCCUGAGGAUCCUUUGUGGUGCUGAGCGUCUUGCCCAUUGUCGUCCCCUCUUUGUGAGAGAGAGAAUCCUCACAGUCUUCUCCCUCUAUGUACUUCAGACCCUCUGCAGAACACAUGCAAAUGUGGGGGAGCUUGUAAGAAGGCAGAAUUUUCACUCACAUGAGACUAGAGGGAGACAGAGGCUGGACGAGCCCUACCAAAGACUGAGCAGGACACGAUCGAGCUAUGGCCAUCUAUCUGUCAGGCUCUUCAACAAGCUGCCGGUGAUGGCUAGGAAUCUGCCUGCCGGCAAAUUUCGGAGGGUCCUGAGAGACUUAUUGUUGGAUAAUCCUUUGUACUCACUCCGAGAGUUUUUCAUGUUGGACAGCAGCUUGGAAGUGAGCAGAAUGGGUUGUUUCACACCAGCAAACAGAGACGUUAUCUGUGUGUUGGUGGAUGAUCGAAUUAUUACUACUUCUUGUCUGAAGAUUGUGAAACCUACCUCCAAGAUAAAUGGCAGAACUGGAAUGAAAGUUGCAGUCGCUCUGGAUAGAUCGAUUAGCAUUUGACAGCAGUGAAACCUCAGAGGGUAGUAUCGCGUGGUAGGCACCAAUUUCACGCACCCAAUGAUUAUCUGAAAUACGAUGACACAGAAAAAUAUUAUUAAUCAAUUUGGAGCCUUGUAAUUUGUAAAUUAUAAACAGUAUUGACAAUAUAAACAGAUCAAGUGCAAAAAUGGUCUAAACUAGACUUUUUUAUGUAUUGUGAAAUGUUCUUUUCUUUUUUAAGAACAUUGAAAAGAGUUGAGAGCUCUAGCUUCAAUCAUCUAAUCCAUAAGUAAUCCAUUAAAUUUUUAUUGAAGGAAUGCCUGUGGACAAACAGCCAGUUAAGGCUGUAAACAAUGUUUACCAAAACAUUUUGAAAAACUUGAACCUCUAGAUCAUAAACGAAGUAGUAAAGAAUGAUAAUGAUUGAAUUUAGCUUGAUUUUUUAUAAAAUAAGCAAAGUUUUUCCUAUGAUAUUAACUUACCU
Nilaparvata lugens (brown planthopper) is the source of this 2753-nucleotide messenger RNA. RefSeq lists its product as uncharacterized. The coding region runs from base 595 to 1767 and encodes 390 amino acids. NCBI's taxonomy places the organism in Eukaryota, Metazoa, Arthropoda, Insecta, Hemiptera, Delphacidae. The transcript has 3 exons. The record is from RefSeq and is a predicted model, not a curated record.